GGCUGGGUCCAGAGUAGGAGACACCCGUGAAAGGAAGACAGCAGUGCGUGCCGGGGCAGGAGAGAGGGUAAACAGAGAACCACGUUCCUGAGCUGCCUAGGCAUCACCGCGCUACGUCCUGUCAGCGCGAGGAUCGAGAUGUAGCGUGCGGCGGGUGGCGGGAGGUCGCUGCCUGUGAAUGGGUCGUCGGUCUCAGAGGGACGCCUGUGCCAGGACAUCCAGAGAUAAGGGCCGGAGAGGAUGUGGAAGAAGUCAUGGGUCAGGCGCGCAGGACCAGUUUCUCAAUGUUUUAGUUGAACAGGCCCUAUGACCAACAUGAGCUGGAGCUUUCUCACCCGUCUUCUGGAGGAAAUCCACAACCACUCCACGUUUGUGGGGAAAGUGUGGCUGACCGUGCUCAUCAUCUUCCGCAUCGUGCUGACGGCGGUGGGCGGCGAGUCCAUCUACUCGGACGAGCAGACCAAGUUCACCUGCAACACCAAGCAGCCGGGCUGCGACAACGUCUGCUACGACGCCUUCGCCCCGCUCUCCCACGUGCGCUUCUGGGUCUUCCAGAUCAUCAUGAUAUCCACCCCCUCCAUCAUGUACCUGGGCUACGCCAUCCACAAGAUCGCCCGCUCGUCGGAGGAGGAGCGGCGCAAGCAGCGGAAGUUCCGCAAGAAGCCCCACGCCAUCAAGUGGAGGGCCACCCGCACCCUGGAGGAGGUGCUGGAGGAGGAGGAAGAGGAGGAGCCCAUGAUCUAUGAAGAUACCCUGGAGGUGCAGGAGAUCAAGCCAGAGGCGGCCAAGUGUCCGUCUAACAGGGACCAGCAGAAGCAUGAUGGCCGGCGGAGGAUCAUGGAGGAGGGCCUGAUGAGGAUCUAUGUGAUGCAGCUCCUGGCCCGCGCUGUCUUCGAGGUGGGCUUCCUGGCUGGCCAGUACCUCUUGUAUGGCUUCCGUGUCAACCCCUCUUACGUCUGCAACAAGAGCCCCUGCCCGCACUCGGUGGACUGCUUCAUCUCCCGGCCCACAGAGAAGACCAUCUUCCUUCUCAUCAUGUACGUGGUCAGCUGCCUCUGUCUGCUGCUCAACAUCUGCGAGAUGGUCCACCUGGGCAUCGGGACCUUCCGGGACAUGCUCCGGCGCCGGAAGAGCAAAGGCCGGCGGCCCUCGUAUUCCUACCCCUACCCCAGGAACAUCCCCGCCUCGCCACCGGGGUACAACCUCGUGAUGAAGUCGGACAAGCCCAGCCGGAUUCCCAACAGCCUCAUCACGCACGAGCAGAACCUGGCCAACGUGGCGCAGGAGCAGCAGUGCACCAGCCCGGAUGACAACAUCCCCUCGGACCUGGCCAGCCUGCACCGGCACCUAAGGGUGGCCCAGGAGCAGCUGGACAUGGCCUUCCAGACCUACAACAACAAGAGUAACCCGCAGACCUCCAGAACCAGCAGCCCGGCUUCGGGGGGCACCGUGGCCGAACAGAACCGGGUCAACACGGCCCAGGAGAAACAGGGGGCCAGGCCCAAAGCCAGCAUGGAGAAGGCUGGCACCAUAAUCAAAAAUGGAAAGACCUCUGUGUGGAUAUAGGUGCCCAUGUUGUUGUGGUUUCCAAGUGACCAGCUGCUUUUGGGGCAUUGAAAAAGUGUUAUUUGGGUUGUUAAGAUGAGUCACGGUGUUCAGUGUUGAGGCAUGCAUUUGUAAGAGUGCCUGGAAAAACUUUGCUGAAGGUAAUUUCCAGUGGAAUGUGCAUAAUGUGAGUGGAAGGCAAAAAGGCUAUUUGCUGAGCCUUUCAGCAACCAACAGGUAAAACAGGUGUAGACAUGACCAAGUAUUCCUACAUGCUCUUAGGUGUGAUGUUUGACUCUGUGAUACUCACAUAAUACAUCUGCAUCAUUUACACAUAAAUAAAAUGGCAUUUUGACUACUUAAGUUACUUUUUCAAAUUCUGAAUAAAUAACAGCAACUUACUGGUAAUUGGAUCUGGGAAAAACCAGCAUUGCAAGAUUAUAAUUAUAAUAUAAAUUAUACAUUAGUAGUGUUCAGAAAUCAACUGAAGAGUUGAGACCAAGCUACAUGAGAAAAUAUAGUUCUAAUUAGUAUUAAAAUUUGAACAUCUGUUUUACAACAGUCAUUAUUAGGGAAAGAAAAGAGUUACAUUUGCAAAUGCAUUACCCCCAGCACUCCAUGUAUGUGAUUUAAAAGCUAAAAAGAUGUGUGCUUGAUUUAUUUGUCAAACUUCAAGAAUUCAGAGAAUGAACCGAAUAGUAGUUGUAUAGGAGUUGCAGUGUAGCACACAUGGUCCACAAAAAUAACAUAAAAUAUUGAAAUGUAAUUAUAUUUCUCAUAAAUGCGGCGCAACAGCUGGCCACUGCACUUCAGAAAAUCUGCAAAUGUUUGCAAACUGUUGUCAGAUUCACCAGUAUUUCUGUCCAUUCACCAAUUCUGCUAUUUCCCUACUCUUAUUUUCUAAUGUAGGGUAGGCUGCAUCAAAAAGUAAAGCAGUAAUAUCUAUCAGUGUAUUUCCUUGGUUGAUUCAGAAUAGACAGAAACAUUUUGCAGGAUUCAAGGUGAGGUUUUCAGUUUUGGCUGUAUCAUGAUGAUUCCAUGGCGUGCUGACCGCUAAGCACUGGAAAGGAAGGAGGAUUGGAAGGCAAAGCAGUUCAGACAUGCUUCAAUGCAUUUCAUUUGAAUUAUGCAAGAGUUCCACCCUUCACCACAAGACUGAAUCACUGUUCUAUAGAUGUUCAUUCAUAUACAGAUAUUUGGAUUCAUAACAUGAUAAGACUGUGUUUAUGGUUAAUAUUACUUCAUAAGAGUGAUGCUGAUAUUUGUAUUGAAGAGGCAAUAUUAAUUAAUAAAUUAUAUGAGAAAUGCAAGUGGCCAUGUACCAAUAAAUAUACCAAAUAUUUACCCAUCACUAAAAACCAAAUAAGUAGGUGAUUAACGUCAGGGAACAGAACUGCUUUCAGUCAAUGCUUGUCUUUAAAUUUGAUUCACAAGUAAAGGCAAGCAUCAACCUUCUUUUUCGUCACACAACGCAACUUGGGAGUGUUUUAGUAAAAAAAGUAACAAUUGCAUUUAUGUGUAAUUACUACACAUAAAUUGCAUUUAUGUGUAGUAAUUACAUUACAAAUACACUAAAGUAAAGAGGUAUGAGAGUUGUAAUGUAAUGUGCUACAAUUUUCUUCAACAUGCACAUGGUGUACAGCCAUAUCUAUCUUUAAACUUAUGCAGCAAUAGAUUUAAUAUGACCUUCUUG
Messenger RNA from Megalops cyprinoides (Indo-Pacific tarpon), 3238 nucleotides. It is a transcript of the gene gjc2, whose product is annotated as gap junction protein gamma 2. The record is from RefSeq and is a predicted model, not a curated record. Lineage: Eukaryota; Metazoa; Chordata; Actinopteri; Elopiformes; Megalopidae. Gene Ontology annotation, biological process: cell communication. The coding region runs from base 307 to 1566 and encodes 419 amino acids. Gene Ontology annotation, cellular component: connexin complex. The transcript is spliced from 2 exons.